This is a messenger RNA of Podarcis lilfordi (Lilford's wall lizard), 15575 nucleotides long. The record is from the annotation of a GenBank genome assembly. Lineage: Eukaryota; Metazoa; Chordata; Lepidosauria; Squamata; Lacertidae.
CUCUCCUCCCUUCCCUCCCUCCCUCCUUCCUUUCUCCCUUCCCUCCACCUUUCUCUCCCCUUCCCAAGUUUCCGCUCCUCCCUCCUUCGCGCGAACCGUCCCGUCGCUCCUGCUCGGCGCCGGGGGGGGCUAAUUCGGUGCCAAGGCGGAUUGCUCAGCCGGCGUCGCGCUCCCGAAUCGGGAGAGAGAGGAGGAGGAGGAGCCGCCGCCGCAAGAACUGCUGCAGUGUCCUAGGAAGGAAAAGCAGCGUCUGCAGGGGGUGAGGUUUGGCACCUGGCCGGUAGAGGGGGCUGCAGGGCAUUGUGGGGGUGGGGGUGGGGGUGGCAGAGGCUGCAAAUGGAUGGUUUGCAUGAUCAAUGCCCAAACCCGCGCGCCGGAGUUCCAGAAUGGAACGUUGAUCAUCUCUGGACGUUCCAUAGAACGCGCAGAGAAAUCCUCCUCCGCUCCUGUUAGAUACCCUCCGUCGUUUCGAUGGCGUUCUGACUGCAAGAUCCUGAUUCGAGGGCAGAAUAUUCCGAUUUAUUCAUUUAUUUCGCGUGCUUGUGUGUGCGUGAGAUUUUGGUGCUAGAGAUGCUCCGGCACAGGCUCUUAAAGGGAAAGCGGUUUUACGCACAGGCCAAGUGCGGGAUCGAGGUAAGUUUUAGAUGGCUGGUGAAUGAUAAGGACUUUAUUUCUCCGUGAUAGUUAGAUGGAUGGAUGGAUAGACAGACAGACAGUGCUUUUUUCUGGGGAGACGAAGCGGUACACAUACCCCCUAAUCAUUAUGUGAAUCUUUGUACUUUUGUCCAUUUACUGUAUUUAUUUUUCCCAAUUUGAACUAUAAAAUGGUAAUUUUCUUGAGUGAAAAUGAGAGUACCCCUGAACAUUUUUAAGGGGGUGGGGGAAGCACUGUAUAGAUAGAUAGAAAGAUAAGAGUGCUUUUUUCUGGUGGUACGCAGGGGUACACAUACCCCUAAACAGUUUGGCCUCAUAUUUCAAUAUGAGUAGGAAAAUGAGAGUACCCCCUAAACACUUUUUAAGAAAAAAAGCACUGGGUAGGUAGAUAGAUUUUAUUUAAUCUUUAUUUUUUUUAUAAUUUGUAUACAAUUUUCUGUUUCACAGUUUUGAAUACUCAUUUAAACAUCUCUAAAAUAUCAAUGACUUCCCUUCUUCUCUCUUCAUAGUUCAAUUGGCAUACCAUAUAUCCCUGCCUAGUUUACACAAACCAAACCAUUCAGUAUUCCGUUAUUACAUUCAUCAAAACUUAUUUACCCUGUUGAAUUUAUCUUAAUGCUGCCAACGGUAGAUGGAUGGUGCUUUAUGACAUUUAGGAAAUGUCAGCAGCCCAGUGCUGCUUCUGAACUGGGGAAGGAAUAUUAUCCCCUGCGGGGUUCCUUCCCUACGUUGGAUAUGAAAUUUGACUUGAGUGUAACCUCCUGUCCUUUCAGGGUUAGGGGAAUAGGGUCUUAAAAACUACCUAUAUUGUAGUACAUGUGUAGGCAAACUAAGGCCCGAGGGCCGGAUCCGGCCCAAUCGCCUUCUAAAUCCAGCCCGCGGAUGGUCCGGGAAUCAGUUUGUUUUUACAUGAAUAGAAUGUGCCCUUUUAUUUAAAAUGCAUCUCUGGGUUAUUUGUGGGGCAUAGGAAUUUGUUCAUUAUUUUUUUCCAAAAUAUAGUCCGGCCCCCCACAAGGUCUGAGGGACAGUGGACCGGCCCCUGCUGAAAAACUUUGCUGACCCCUGUUGUAGUAUUUUACAAGCGGAGGGCACAAGGAGCAAAUAGGAGUUCAACUAUACCAAAUAUCUACUUAAGAGUUAUAUGCCCUAUAGCUAGCCAUUAGGGAGCGCUGCUUCUUGGGUUUUCCUCUUCUAAAAAAACCCAACCCAUUGCACCUUCUGAACGUCCAAAGCCCAUAGACUGACAAAGAUGGGCAUGUGUCUGUGUUUGGGUGUAGUAUUUGUGUCCAUAUGCCUGAUCGUGGGUUUCCUAUGUUCAUAAUUGUGGUGCAUCUCUAUACAACUCAGAUAGACUUAUAAGGUGCAUGGGUGUUCCUCACUUAAAGCACACCCUUCUAUGCGUCUACGCAGAAGUAAGUCCUGCUGCGUUAAGUGUACAUAGGACAGCGCCCUUAAUGUCUCUGUCAUGCAACAUCCCAGCAGCCUGUGAUGUUCUGAAAGCUCGCUCUGUGUUUUGAUCGAUAUAUCGAUAUACCAUCCCAAACUGGUUUGAAGUCCAUAUCACGAUGUUGGUUUCAUAAUUUUUGACCUGGCAUUGUAUUGCGAAUCAUGAUGUGUGUGUGUGUGUGUUAUGCAAAAAAAAUCACAAUAGAGGGGGGUGGACUGUGAAGCCGGCCAAGGCCUCUACAUAGCUCCAUCCUUAUUUCAGACAUUGUGAUAUAUCAGUAUAUUGCGGUGUUUAAGGUAAAGGUAAAGGGACCCCUGACCAUUAGGUCCAGUCGUGACCAACUCUGGGGUUGCGGCGCUCAUCUCGCUUUAUUGGCCGAGGGAGCCGGCGUACAGCUUCCGGGUCAUGUGGCCAGCAUGACUAAGCCACUUCUAGAGAACCAGAGCAGCGCACGGAGACGCCGUUUACCUUCCCGCCGGAGUGGUCCCUAUUUAUCUAAUUGCACUUUGAUGUGCUUUUGAACUGCCAGGUUGGCAGGAGCAGGGACCGAGCAAUGGGAGCUCACCCCGUCGUGGGGAUUCGAACCGCCAGCCUUCUGAUCGGCAAGUCCUAGGCUCUGUGGUUUAACCCACAGCACCACCCGCAUCCCAUUGCGGUGUUUAGCUGGUGAUAUAUCACAAAGUUGAAAACCAGCCCUACCCACCAGUAAAGCACCAGUCUUCAAGGGCCCAGAGAUUCACAUUUGUUUCCAAGCACUUGUUCAGAAGUAAGUUACGCCAGAGCUGUUGUACUCUAAAGCUAUUCUUUUCAAAGUGUACGACACAACCUUGGACGACAUUGUGAGAUGUGAUUAAGGGCAGGCUUCCAGGCUUCUUCUUGUGUGUCUCAUGACCAGGAUAGAGAGGCAGAGUGCUCACUCACCUUUUCUAAUUAAUUGUGGGGAUAUCUGGGUACAGUAAGUUAUCUGAUGGCUAAUGGAUUGCUCCUCUAUAUUUUACAGACCUUCCUCUGUCUAGUUACCCCUCACAAGCCUUCCAUCUCACUUACCCGAGAGUAAGCCCCUCUGAAAUCCAUGGGACUUAUUUCUGAGUAAACAUGCCUACAGAUGCACUGUAAAGUGCUCAACUGGGGGGGGAAUAUCCUCAAUACAAAUAACUGCUUUAAAAAAAGAAGAAUUAACUAUCAUAUGCAGUAGCCUAAACAACAGAUGUUAACAUUGAUUUUAUUGAUCUCUCUUCACCAUUCAAGGUCAGAAAGCCAUGAACAAUAAAGGGAGCAAAAAGCUGGUGAGAGAUAAGAAAAUAUUUCAUAAUGUUGCUGUGAAUUGUAUUUAUUAUCCUGUAUUACUUUGGGCUGCUUAGGAAGAGUUGUACCUCAACAGUACAGCACUGUGUUUCCAAACUGGGGUCUCCUGCUGGUUUUGAACUACAAUUCCCAUCAUCCCUGACCACUGAUCCUGCUAGCUAGGGAUGAUGGGAAUUGUAGUCCAACAACACCUGGAGACCAAAGUUUAGAAAACACUGGUAUAGCACGUCCUCUGCAUGCAAAAGACGGCAGAUCCAGUCCAGGACAUCUUCAAGUGAGGUUCAGAAAGACCCUUGUCUGAAACCCCACAGAGCAACUGCCCAUCACUAUAGACAACACUGAGUUAAGAAGAUGGUCCGACUGAUAAAAAUUGACUUCUAGUUUUCCAUAGCAUGUGUUUCUGAAAGCUUGUGAACAGCCAUUUUCUUUUAGGUAUAAGCUUGGAAGCAAAAGCUGCCGUUUUAGAGGGAUCUGUUAGAAUCGGGGCUUGUGCCAGAUUCUUCUAUGUCGAUCAGCAGUUCCCAAACUGUGUUCCAUAGACCACCACUGAUUCCUGUGCACCAUUUGAGUCGUGCGCCUGUGAAAAACAGUCAGUGCAAUGGCUGUGAACAGCAGACAAAGCGCGUUAAAUAUCAGACUUGUUUUUAAUUGUAUUGUUUUAUUUUUGUUUCCAUUUUUCCAUUUUAUUUUAUUAUUUCAUCUAUGGAAUUCAAAUUGUGCUGUGAGAAAAAGCAAUAUAAGGAAGAAAAGAAGCAGUAGAAAUUAUAAGACAACAUCGAGUAGAAUUGCUAUAGCAGGCAGAAAAACCAUGAAGUGGUCUGCCAGUGGUACGUUUGGGGAAAAGUUUGGGAACCACAGAUGUUGCCUGGAAACAUGGUUUCCAUGUUGUUUGAAGCCAAACCAUAGCUUAGCGUGAACACAUGAGCUCCUGGAGAGAAGAUUGCGGCUGCUUUGCUCCUCCUGAAAUCAUUCUGCUGCUGAGCUAAGCCAUGGUUUGUCCUAGCAAGUCAUCUAAACCUGGCUUUAUGGUUUAGCUUACCAUGGUGCAGCAGCAGAAUGACCAGUGAGGAGCAAAGAGAUCUCCUGGAGCCUGCCUGCCUGCCUGCCUGCCUGCCUGCCUUCCUGCACAUUCAUGCUAAACCAUGGUUUCACUUAGUGUGCCGUGCAAACCAGGCCACCAUGAGAGAUGUCUGAGCGGUUGACCAAGUCAAAAUGGUUGCUUGCGUGAUUCACAUUUUCUUUGGCGUAUUCGGGGAUAGAGUGCCAGUUUCGGAUACUGCUGAACAGUUUCAGUCGAGAGCUUUCCGUUACGCAGGCAGAAUGAAGAAGACCAAUCUUCUCGUGCCAAAUUUUUGUUUUGGGUUGUGGAGUGGAAGCACGAGAUUGCAGAAUCUCCAAGUUCUCUUCUCUUUCCCCUUCCAUCCUCUGCUGUAGGGGUGAGGAACCUUAGGCCCAGGGACCAAAUACAGACCUCUCUGUUUAGCCUUUGAGACUUUUCCCAAACCCCUCUCCCGGAGUGCUCUCGUUCUCUGUUCUGUUAACGUUCACAAUCUCAUCAUGCUUUGCAAAUAUUUUAACUCUCCCUUUCAAAAGAUCCGUACAAGCAUCUUUCCCUUUGUGCGCUCUCUCUCUGUUGCAUAAUAUUUCACCGGGGAAGUAGAUUGUUGGUGACAGCUGAUCUCGUCUUAACCCGGGCAGAAAUGCAUAGUAGUUCUACAGCUUUGAAUAUUGAAGUUCACAUUGCGGUCCCGAGGGCUAUGUGUUAUUAAUAAAAAUAGGGAGUUACUUUUUUGGCUGGGCACAUCUAUCUUUGCUUUUGAAACGGAUGUUCAAAAUCUGACACCAUAGCUCUGUUUGAGUAACCCAUAAUCAUCACACCCUAUAUUCUGCUUAGAAAAACAUUGGCACAUCCGUGUCUUUUCUUUUUCUGUCUUCAGUGGGAGAAUUGAGCAGGUGUUUGUGUUUCUCCAAUUAAUGUACAAUACAUUGCACCCACUCCCCACUGAAGUUGCAUUUAUGCCAAGCCAAGCCAUGGUUUAGGAGAGAAUGUGCAACCAUGUGGCUCCUCAUUCUUUCUGCUUCUGCGUUGAUUUAAACCAUGGUUUGCCUUAGUGUUUCCUCUGAACCUGGGCCCAUGGUUUCACUCUUCCCAGACGAACUAUGAACUGUGACCAAGGUCUGCCCUAUGGGUUAUGGCUUGUGGUUUGCCUAGAAGAGAAGAAGAAGAAGAGUUUGGAUUUGAUAUCCCACUUUAUCACUACCCGAAGGAGUCUCAAAGUGGCUCACAUUCUCCUUUCCCUUCCUCCUCCACAACAAACACUCUGUGAGGUGAGUGGGGCUGAGAGACUUCAAAGAAGUGUGACUAGCCCAAGGUCACCCAGCAGCUGCAUGUGGAGGAGCGGGGAAGCGAACCCUGUUCACCAGAUUACGAGUCUAUCGCUCUUAACCACUACACCACACUGGCUCUCUAGGAGAGCUAAGCCACGAACUUGGGUUUGGACAACACACCAAGCCAAAGCUUAGCACAACAUGCUAAUGAGAGACUUAACGUUGUGACUAUCUGAUGUGAAGGAGCAGCCCAAAUGUGGAUUCCACUUCUGUGUAUCCACCACACUGCAGUUCUGCCAUGAAUGCAGAUACUAAAUGCAGUUACAUCAAAGGAUGUCUUGGUACCUAAUGUGGAUUUGCUUUUGUUGGCGUGAAAACAACUCAAAACACCUUAUGUCUCUGGUUUGAAAUACAGCAUCAGUCAGUCAGGUAUGAAAAAUACAUGGCAUUCCUGGUGAGUUGUAAGGGAUACGAUGUAAUGGAUACUUGAAGUGCCUUAGGGCUUGCAAUUUGCAAUAGGUCUACGUCCUUUUUGGCCAUAUGAUUCCCACACCACUUCUAUGACAUCGGAGGAUGCCGAAGAAGUCUAACAAAAACAGGAGAUGAAGUUGCUGGCUUUUGCUUUCGCUUAGUCAUCCCGUGUCUCGAAUGGAGGUCAGUCGGUGCUCAAGAUUGCUGUGUGCUGCCGCUGUUGCUUUUAGUCCAACAAGCGACAUGCAAUUGAUUCCGCUUCUCGGCGCAUCUGUAUUGUGCUCUCUUUGCGUUGAAGUGAAUGGACUGGAGUAAUGUCAUGGCAACAGCGGACAGCAAGGCAAUUAACAUAGCUAUUGGCAGAAGACGGACUGCAGUGGAACAGAAACAGUGCUGCAGACUGGUGGAAUUAGAAGUGAUGGCCUUCGUCCACCCCUAACGGCAUCAGGCAAGACAGACAGGGGACAAUUUUGCCGAUUUGCCGCAGCCCGGCCAACUUUGUCCCGUGCUGUGUUCUUGAUGGCUUUCAGAAAAUUAAAUACAGCAUGUUUGAAUUUUAGCUGUAUUGUUUUGUUACUUUUUUUGUGUUUGCCAUCCUGCGCUCCUUUGGGGAGAAGGGUGAAAGGAAUAUAAUAAAUGCCUAUUUAUAUGGUAGCGUAGGAGUUAUGCAGCAACCUGGGAGCUUAGCUCAUGCUUGCCUUGCCUCCUGAUCACACCCCCUCAUGAUAAAAGGGUCCCUGAGUGAGUGAGCAAUUGUGAGAGCCUUACUACCACUUCUGGGAUGCGGGUGGCAUAAUGGGUUUAAACCACAGAGCCUAGGUCAGCGGUUCGAAUCCCCGUGACGGGGUGAGCUCCCAUUGCUCGGUCCCUACUCCUGCCCACCUAGCAGUUCGAAAGCACGAAGUGUAAGUAGAUAAAUACCGUAUUUUUCGCUGUAUAGGACACACUUUUUCCCCUCCAGAAAUGAAGGGGAAAUGUGUGUGUGUCCUAUGGAGCGAAUGCAGGCUUCAGGAAGCUAUCCGCAAGCCUUCGGAGCGCUCCGAAGGCUUGCGGAUAGCAGCCUGCAGCCCGAACCGUGUGGCGCGCUGCACAGUGUGCCCCGGGCUUUGGGCAGAUAUCCGCAAGCCUUGGGAGCUGGGUGGGAGUUCCCGCCGGGCUCCCAAGGCUUGCAGAUAGCAGCCUCCAAACCCGACCUGGUUUGGAGGCUGGCGGUGGGGGAAAGCAGCGCUUCUCCCCACCACCAGCCCCACAAGCUCGAGGGACAGCGGGGAGGCGGAGCGCUGCCUUCCUGCUGUUCCCCGACCUGGUCUUUGGGGCUGGCGGUGGGGGAAAGCAGCACUCCUCCCCCCCCCCAGCCCCAAAGAGCAGUUCGAAAGGAACCAAAGCUCCAGAGGCUUCGGGUGAACGCACCUUGAACGCACAGAACGCACCUUGUUUUAGAGGGGGAGAACAAGAAAAAAAUUUCCCCCCCCUGUUCUCCCCUUCCUAUGGUCCGGUGCGUCCUAUGGUCCGGUGCGUCCAAUAGAGCGAAAAAUACGGUAGGUGCCGCUCCAGUGGGAAGGUAAACGGCGUUUCGUGUGCUGCUCUGGUUCACCAGAAGCGGCUUAGUCAUGCUGGCCACAUGACCCGGAAGCUGUAUGCCGGAUCCCUUGGCCAAUAAAGCGAGAUGAGCGCCGCAACCCCAGAGUCAUCCGCGACUGGACCUAAUGGUAAGGGGUCCCUUUACCUUUACCUUUACUACCACUUGCAAGCAGGUACAGAGGAAAAGUUUGCGCUUUGAAAUGCCGCGUGUCCCAGAAAUGGUGAGUCGAGCUCAUUAAUGGCCCAUCUAAUAAAUAAAUCAUCCCUGGUGCUUUCUUACAGACCGACUGCGUCUUUUAAAAGACGGGGAAUGCUUUGCUGCACAGACUGCAAAUGUGAGCUGUUAGAAAUUUAUGGUCACUUACCUCCUCCCCAGGUUUAGAAACAGACAAAAUUAUUCACCGUAGGCAUCACGAGAGUGGCCAUUUUAUUUUGGAUCCCUUUCCUGGUUAUCCCAAACAUGGAAUUCACCUUUCUCACAGCUGCCGGGUUGACAUUUUCCGGAGCAAUCCGCUAUGAUCCCAAGAGCUCUUUUCUGUUACCGCCGGCUCAGUCCCCAUCAGAAGCUGCGGUACAGAAUAUAUUUUGCCCCCAUGUGCCUCGCUGUAUACUAAUUUUUGCUGCACCGCAUUUCAUUACACAUGUCACUUGCCAUCGGUCUGCCGCGAGUCCGUUACUGACAAAAAACAAAACAAAGCAGCCGCUAAAGGACUCUAGCAUUAUUGCAAAACGCUGUGACAUGGGCUUUGGGCAUACAGUUUAGCAACGUGAUUGAAAAAAAUGCAGAUAUUAUGAGUGCCUGAUUUAUCUCCCUUGGUUUGGUUUUCAGCACAGUCCAGCCGGUGGUUUUUUUACAGCUGCAAACUGCAAGGAGGAGGAGGCCAGCCCUGAAGAGGAAUCGGAAAAUCAACUGCUUUGAAUCUUCAGGUGCUGGCAGGUACGUUCAAGUCUCUUGGCUGUGAAUGUGUAGGAUUUCAUCGCAUGGCAUGGUUUCCUGUUCUGGGAGAUCUUAUAUACAUAAGAAGCUCCUACCUUCAUGUGGGAGGAAAGUUUUUAUUGGAGACGACCAAGUGUGAUGGCUUGGGAAUACUCUUCGCAAGAAAUGCUUCUGCUGACUCAGAGAUACAUAGAUACAGCCUUUAUUUUACAUAUGUACAAGCAGCACACAUAAUUACACGUCCGAAUCCUGUGAGUCAGAUUCCCGGAGUGAUUUACGUCCGCCCCUUUUCCAGCAGAAGAGGCAAGGCAUUCUCAAUUGAUGUCUCUGCCCCCUCUGCUUUAACCCUCUCCGUUCCUGAGCAGAUGGAACUGGCACUGCAUCGCUGUCAGUGCCAGAACUUCCUGUGUGGAGUUGAGGCUCUGCUCCAGCAUCUGAGAGCCUUUCCUCCUCCUGGCUUUCCCCCCUUUCCUGCACUGGCUCUUCCUGCCCCCCUUCAUCUGCUCGUCUCUCCUCCUCCCCUUCGUUCUCCGUCAAUACAAUGACACCAAGGCGUUCAGAAAAAUCCAUGUGGCCCUGACUUCCUAGGACUCUGACUACAACUCCCAUCAUCCCUAACCACUGGUCCUGGUACCUAGGAAUGAUGGGAGUUGUAGUCCCAAAAAACAGCCGGAGACCCAAGUUUGGGAAACCCUGAACUAGACCAAUGAAAUGACAAGGUGCGUUUUUUUGUUUUCUUCCUGAUCUCACAUCUAAAGCUGCUAUCUUCUGCUGCUCUUGUGUGGAAUCAAAGUAGCUCACCCCUAAGCCGCACGGGAGAUUGCAGCCUAGGAAAAUGGAUUUUCUGCCAAGAAAUAGCCUAUCGCUUAGAUAUAGCACGCUUGGAGAAAAUGUGCGGUAGUUUGUUGGCACUGAACCGUAUCCCCGACCGUCGUAAGCAGAGAGCUUUUAAAGCUGUGGGACUAGUUUGGUAGGAACAGGGGGAAAAAAUAUUCAGUUGCCUUCUCUUUUUUCCAUGGUUGAAAACUAUUUUUCUUUUCCAGUUUUCUUCAUGUGUGUAUAUGCUUGCCCUCUUCUUUAGAUGUUUAAUUGCCUUAAAAGCACAACAAUUUUCCUGUCUGCCUCCCAGGCAAACUCUGGAGCUUUACAAAAUGGUAAAGGUAAAGGGACCCCUGUCCAGUCCAGUCGUGACCGACUCUGGGGUUGCGGUGCUCAUCUCGCUUUAUUGGCCGAGGGAGCCGGCGUACAGCUUCCGAGUCAUGUGGCCAGCAUGACUAAGCCGCUUCUGGCGAACCAGAGCAGCGCACGGAAACGCCGUUUACCUUCCCGCCAGAGCGGUACCUAUUUAUCUACUUGCACUGGCGUGCUUUCGAGCUGCUAGGUUGGCAGGAGCAGGGACCAAGCAACGGGAGCACACCCCGUUGUGGGGAUUCGAACCGCCGACAUUCUGAUCGGCAAGCCCUAGGCUAUGUGGUUUAACCCACAGCGCCACCCGCUUCCCUUACAAAAUGGUACCAGGUCUCAAUGAUGCUACCAUUUGUGGGUUUUCAGGAACAACAGCAAAUAAUCCCAAGUGGAAGGCUGACCUCAGGGAGGCUGGUAAAUUGAGGUGACCCAGCUGGAGCAAUCGGAAACUGCUGACCUGGCGGGUGGAGCAUGCUCAGACUGCCUCUGCAGGAGGAGUCGAGAGACAGGCAUUUUGGGUUUGCAAAUGAAACACAAAACUCCUGCUCUUGCAGCUGUUACAGAGCUUUGGCAGGGGGCGGGGAAUGGGCAGGAAAACUACAGAGCUUGUUUCCUUGCAAGAAAGCUUCUUCAGGGUUUCCUCCUCCCCAGACCCUCCAAGUCUCCCUAUUUUCCAGGGACAGUCCUGGAUUUACAGAAGCCGUCCAAGUUUCUGAUCUGAUGUCCCUGUAUAUCAUCUAGCUUCCGGUAAGAGGUUUGGUGCUGUUUGUAGGAAGCGUUAAUGCUUAACUCAGUGCAGCCCUUACAAAUACAGUGGUACCUCGGGUGAAGUACUUAAUUCGUUCCGGAGGUCAGUUCUUAACCUGAAACUGUUCUUAACCUGAAGCACCACUUUAGCUAAUGGGGCCUCUUGCUGCUGCCGCGCUGCCGGAGCACGAUUUCUGUUCUCAUCCUGAAGCAAAGUUCUUAACCUGAAGCACUAUUUCUGGCUUAGCGGAGUCUGUAACCUGAACCAUAUGUAACCUGAAGUGUAUGUAACCCGAGGUACCACUGUAUCUCUCUUUUCCAUGGUCAGUCUCGGAUGUACAGAAGCCGUCCCGGUUCAAAUUUGAUCCCGGAAUGUCCUGCUUUCCCUUAGGACGCCCUUAUUUUCAUCUGAGAAAUGUUGGAGGGUGUGGAAUAGGGCGUCCCUAUUUUCAUUGGAGAAAUGUUGGAGGGUAUGGAGUUAUGUGACCCCCCACCGAGCCAAGAAGAUAACUACCGUAUUGGCUCAAAUAUAAGCCGCCCCCGAAUAUAAGCCAUACCUUAUAAAGAAAAAAACGACAAUACCUGAAUAUAAGCUGCUCCCUUAAAAUUCUGCAGUCACGCAUACCUGCUCCGUUUUACCAUAUGUCUGUUUUAGCAGCAAUAUCAUCAAAGCCCAUUAUUGUAAGGUCACAAAUUUAAGCUGCAGUUUACGCAGUUUAGCUUUUCAUGGUCGGAAUUUGGUGGCUUUUGGCUUAUAUUCAAGCCAAUACCGUAUACAGCCUUUAGAAGACAUAUGAAGGCAGCCCUGUAAAAGGGAAGCUUUUAAAUGUUUUAUGUUUUAUUAUGCUUUUAUAUAUGUUGGAAGCCACCCAGAGUGGCUGAGACAACUCAGUCAGAUGGGUGGGGAAUAAACAAUAACAUUAUUAUUAUUAUUAUUAUUAUUAUUAUUAUUAUUAUUAGCGUCCCUAUUUUCAUCGGAGAAAUGUUGGAGGGUAUGCCUUCCUUUCUCUUAGUGGGGGUGGGGUUUCACUUUCUUACUUUUUCUUCACUAAAGCGGGCUCAGGUGUGCAUUCCUACAUGUCCUGAACCCUUAAUCUGCCCUUGACGACACUUCUGCAUAGUAAAAAGAGGUGGCAAUUUCUCGAAAUUACUAAAUUUGCUUGGCGGGUGUUAAUUGCAGUCAUGCUUUAUUAGGCGUGCUGGUUACGCAUAGAGAUAUUCAGUUGCUCAUGCUGCUUUUAUAAAAAGACCUUCUUUUGGUCAAGAGAUGGGCAGGAGCGUGUGCCGUGCAGUAUUUAACGGAACACUUCUCUUUUUCUCCACCAUUUAUUAUUAUUAUUAUUAUUAUUUAUUAAUUGUUUAUACCCCACCCAUCUGGCUGGGUUUCCCUAGCCACUCUGGGCGGCUCCCAACAGAAUAUUAAAAACACCAUAAAACAUUAAAAACUUCCCUAAACAGUGCUGCCUUCAAAUGUCUUCUAAGCUUGUAGGUUGAGGAAUAAUGUUCAUGUCAUGUAAUAAUGUAAUCAUGACUGGGUUGGGAUAACUUUAAAAAAAGUUUCGAUUACCGCCCCCUCCACACUAGAGUUUAACUUGGCCCUCGGAGCUUUAUGUUGAUGGAUUCAAUGCCUAUAUAUUGCCAUGGAAAGGCUCUUGACCAUUUCCUGCUUGUUGCCAUCCUUGCCCAGCCUUUCUGGACAAGCUGCUAUUUGUGUGUUUUUAGGUUGUUGGUCUCCUCCCUGAUGAGAACAUUUCUACUAGUAUUCUUUCUUCCGGAAAGGAAUACAUCCAAAAGUCCUGCCUGGUCUGAGCCAGAGGAAUAACAUUGUGUACAGUCGUACCUUGGAAGCUGAACGGAAUCCGUUCCGGAAGUCCGUUUGACUUCCAGAAUGUUCAGAAACCAAACACGGCUUCUGAUUGGCUGCAGGAAGCUCCUGCAGCCAAUCAGAAGCUGCGGAAGCCCCGUCUGACAUUCGGGUUCCAAAGAAUGUUCACAAACCGGAACAGUCACUUCCAGGUUUGCGGCAUUCGGGAGCCAAAGUACGACUGUACAGUGGUACCUCGGGUUACAUACGCUUCAAGUUACAUACACUUCAGGUUACACACUCUGCUAACCCAGAAAUAGUGCUUCGGGUUAAGAACUUUGCUUCCGGAUAAGAACAGAAAUUGGGCUCUGGCGGCGCGGUGGCAGCAGGAGGCCCCAUUAGCUAAAGUGGUGCUUCAGGUUAAGAACAGUUUCAGGUUAAGAACGGACCUCCGGAACGAAUUAAGUACUUAACCUGAGUACCACUGUACUUUAUUUUCCUCUCCAUACACUCCUCCAGCAAUGAACUUUUAUAAGGCAUAGUUGAGCAAACCGUUUUCUAUUUGAUAGCCAUUUGGUAGCAUCUGUGUCUCCAUCUGCGGCGUGACAUGUAUUUUUGCACUGCUAAAAUUAGAGAGGAAUCUGUUUUGUGCAGCUGCUACGAAAAGUAUUUUUGAAUUUUUAUCGGCAUGUCUUCCUCUUUGCAUAAAAGCUGGGAAAUGUUUGAACUUACUUUUUAUGUAAAAAAAGAAACUUUGCAGGAACAUUCCCAAGAUGAUAAUUAAUUUUUCUCCGGGUUUCUGUCUCUCCUUCUUAUUUUAGACCUUGUUCCGCAAUGUUAAAGAGGACUCAUGAUGCCUCGCUCUUCCUCCGUCUUUGCCACCUGCCCGCCUGCUAGGGUUUGCGUCCAGAAUGAACAUAGCAGCUGUGUUUAAUGCCUUGCUGGUGUCUCUCCUGGCAGCCGUGCUGUGGAAAUACAUCAAGCUGCGAGAUCACGUCUUUGUGCUGGAAGAGGAGCUGGUCCUCACUCGCCAGACGCAGGAGCUUUCUCAGGUCCGCAUCGACUACCAUGCUGCUCUUCAAGCCCUGGUCCAAGAUGGCACCAGGAUGGUGUGCACCGGGAGGAUGCACACGGACCGGAUCUGCCGCUUCGAAUCCCUCUGCUACUCCACGGAGGCAGAGGAGUUCAUCUUCUUCCACAGCAACUCCUCGGUCAUGCUCCCCAACUUGGGCUCCAGAAGAUUCCAGCCUGCCCUCCUUGAUCUCUCCUCGGUGGACGACCACAACACACAGUAUUUCAACUUUGUAGAACUGCCUUCCGCCUCGCUCAAAUACAUGCCCAAGCCGGUGUUUGUCCCCGACGUGGCCCUGAUUGUGAAUCGAUUCAACCCGGACAACCUGAUGCACGUUUUCCACGACGAUCUGCUCCCGAUCUUCUACACCAUGCAGCAGUUCCCAGAUUUGGACUCGGACGCCCGGCUGUUUUUCAUGGAAGGCUGGGGGGAAGGCCUGCACUUUGAGCUGUACAAGCUGUUGAGCACCAAGCAACCGCUUUUGAAAGAGCAGCUGAAGACUCUGGGUCGCCUCCUUUGCUUUACCAAGUCGUACGUGGGCCUGUCCAAAAUCACCACCUGGUACCAGUACGGCUUCGUCCAGCCCCAGGGUCCCAAGGCUAACAUCCUGGUCUCCGGGAACGAGAUCCGACAGUUCACCAAAUUCAUGACGGAGAAGUUGAACGUGAGCUUGGAAGGAAUGCCCAGCGAAGAAUAUAUUGUAGUUUUCAGCCGGACCAUCAACAGGCUAAUCAUCAAUGAAGCAGAACUUAUUCUGGCGCUGGCCCAGGAAUUCCAGAUGAAAACCAUCACCGUUUCCAUAGAAGACCACACUUUUUCAGAUAUCGUGCGCCUGAUCAGCAACGCGUCUAUGCUGGUCAGCAUGCACGGAGCACAGCUCGCCAUGUCCCUCUUCCUGCCCAGAGGAGCCACAGUAGUGGAACUCUUCCCAUAUGCCAUAAACCCUGAGCAUUACACCCCUUACAAAACGCUGUCUACGCUCCCUGGCAUGGACCUUCAGUACAUUGCCUGGACCAACACCGAGAAGGAGAACACGGUGACUUAUCCGGACCGGCCUUGGGAUCAAGGAGGAAUUGCCCACUUGGACAAGGCAGAGCAAGACCGUAUCGUAAAGAGCGGCGAAGUUCCGCGGCACCUCUGCUGCCGCAACCCCGAGUGGCUUUUCCGCAUCUACCAGGACACAAAAGUCAACGUGGCUUCCCUGAUCCAGGCCAUCAGGCAAACGGUGAAAACGAAGCCUGGGCCCAAGAGGCAGAAGGGAACGAGUGGCCUCUACCCGGGCAAAGUCAGAGACGCCAAGUGCCAAACCUCCGUCCAGGGCACCAGCGAAGCAAAACUCUCUGUGUCCUGGCAGAUCCCUUGGAACCUGAAGUAUCUGAAGGUCAGGGAAGUGAAAUACGAAGUGUGGAUACAGGAGCAAGGGGAGAACACGUACAUGCCUUUUAUCUUGUCCCAUCAGAACCACACCUUUUCCGACAACAUCAAGCCCUUCGCAAACUACCUAGUGUGGAUCCGUUGCAUUUUCAACAAGAAUCUCCUCGGACCCUUUGCAGAUGUGCUGUUGUGCAGCACGUAAUCACCAGCCAGUGUGGGAUGGGGGAUUUGAUUCCACCAAGGGGCUUUCAAAUAAAGCAGGCUGGUCCCGUCAACCUCUAGUUUCUCAUGAGGUUGACCAGGACUUUGAAGACCCUGCUAGUGCCUCAGUCUCCAUUUUAUGGUGUUCCCUGUGUAUUCUCUGCGUGGCAUUAUUUUCCGUCGCUGUCUGAGCUCUCUUGGUCCUUGAAAGAAGCCUACAGGCCAAGGAGGUGACGAAAAUGAAAUUGGAACAGAAGGCAGCCAUUGUACCUUCACAGUGAAUUUCAAAAUCUCUCUUUUGUGUAGUGAAUAUUUUAAGCUCAGCUUUCUGACGUCUCUGGCUGGGCAAUCUCUUUCGUAUUCUCCACUGUUUAUUUUUAUGCUCCCCCCCAAAAAAAAUAUCUGUAUCCCAGAGCAAAAUAUUUGGUACCAGAGUUCUUCAUUAAAUGGUUGAAAACCUACCCAGGCA